Messenger RNA from Xyrauchen texanus (razorback sucker), 1674 nucleotides. Its product is annotated as interleukin-13 receptor subunit alpha-2-like. The transcript is spliced from 10 exons. Gene Ontology annotation, biological process: cytokine-mediated signaling pathway. Lineage: Eukaryota; Metazoa; Chordata; Actinopteri; Cypriniformes; Catostomidae. The record is from RefSeq and is a predicted model, not a curated record. Gene Ontology annotation, cellular component: external side of plasma membrane. The coding region runs from base 68 to 1348 and encodes 426 amino acids. Gene Ontology annotation, molecular function: protein binding; cytokine receptor activity.
CUAGAGGAUCCAUAAAAAAUCUGAGAGCUGUUAGGUAUGUUCACUCAGACCAUCCUCUGGCAACUUGAUGAGAUCAGGAGCAUUCAUCACACAACAGAGAAAACAGAAGAAUAUGUUGCUACUGAAUAAGAUUUCUGCAUGGAUUUCUGCUUCCACACUGCUUUUGCUGACUCAACACCCUGUCUGCACAUCUGCAGUCACGGCCUGUGGAGUGUUCGUGGAUCCACCUGCCAAUAUUGAGAUAAAAGAUCCUGGCCUCCUAGGUCAACUUAGUAUCCACUGGACUCGACCAGACAGCAUUCAGAACCUUAAAGACUGCACAGUACGAUACCAGCUUCGAUACUAUGACACCUAUGAGGAACGGUGGCGAAGCAUCCGAACUCUCAAGCUGAACUUUGCUGCCCAGUUUGACCUUGAGAAGCCAGUCAAGGUGAGGAUGUUCACUUUGUUGAAGUGCCCCUGCACCAAUGGGACAGAGGUCCAAGGGGAGGAGACAGAGAGUGUUUACACACCUGAACUUACAGGUGUGGAAGGAUCAAGAAUAAGAGAAUUUCACUGUGUUUUCUAUGGGAAUGAGUACAUGGACUGCACCUGGGAGUCAGGACCUGCCCAGCCUCUAAAUUCACAGCACCACCUCUAUUACUGGCACAGUGAAAUGGAUGAAACAAAGGAAUGUCCAGAAUACAUUGUGAUAUCUGGAGUUCGGAGAGGAUGCAGGUUUCCUCGAAAAUCUCUCAAAGAGUUCUCAACAUUUAAUGUGUGUGUAAAUGGAUCGUCUCCAGCAGGAAAUUUGAGAACUGCCUUUUUCUCUUUGGAGGUCCAAAACCAUGUAAAACCAGCAGCUGUCUCCUAUCUCCGACUCAGAGUCUCAGAAAUGGAAAGGCUGGUGAAGUUAGAUUGGGCGCCACCCAAUGGUAUGGUGCCAGAACACUGUUUGGAAUAUGAGGUGGAAAGUAACACUACGAUGGCAGAUGGCACUGAUCACCAGCAGAGGAAAGGUCUUGAGAAUACAUCCAUUGACUUCCUGAAGGAGGGAGAAAGUAAGAAAAGCUGCUUUCGGGUCAGGUCAAAGGUGAACAUGUACUGUGCUGAUGCAGGAUUCUGGAGCGACUGGAGCCAUAUAAAGUGUAUAGCUUCACAAGAGACAUACGUACCUGCAUGGGAUCAUCUCAUUCUGGUGGGCCUCCUGGUUAUCGCCAUUGUUUUCAUCCUUAUCAUCUGUCUUUCAUUAUGGAUAUUAAGGAAGAUCUGUAUGAAAAAGACCAGCAAGAAAGGUGUUCUCUACACGUUAUACAAGCAAAAACUCCAUGAGAACAUGCCCACAAUCCUGAGUCCUAUUUUCCAGUGAUCCUCACUGUAACCAUCUACACAGUAUUACCAUUUAGCUGUUCUAGACUGCAAUGAAAGCCCAAAUAAGCACAGGGGAGUGAGAUUUUAAAUAAGUUGCAGAGUUUAUAUUUUAGUGCAUAUGCAGUGAGGGCUGAUAGGACCAAUAGUGUUGUGGAUAAACAAUGGUGGGCACUUAAAAGCACCACAGAAUUUAACUGAAUGUAUUAAUCACUGUUUUACUGAACCACAAUACUACUACCUGUUAUUUUAACACACACACACACACACACACACACACACACACACACACACACACACACACACACACACACACACACACACACA